This is a messenger RNA of Didymodactylos carnosus, 1199 nucleotides long. Lineage: Eukaryota; Metazoa; Rotifera; Eurotatoria; Philodinida; Philodinidae. The record is from the annotation of a GenBank genome assembly.
UUCUUUAAUUAAAACUUCUUUAAUUGAUUUGGUGAUCAAAAGUCUUAUUUUUUGGUGAUCAUUUCACUGCUAAUAAAUUUGGUGAUCAAAAGUCACUUUUUUGGUGAUCAAAACACAUUUAUUCCAUUAUUCACAUUGACAUAUCAGCUGAUUCAUUAUCCUCUUAUAUAUUUUGCUAUACAAUGCCGAAGUGGAAAGCAAUAAGUCUCCUAUAAUUUCAUUCAGUCAACUUAGAGAAUAGAUUAAAAUAAAUAAUUAAUACGAUUUGAUAUUGAUCCAAUAUUGUUACAAGAAUUUUUUAUUAUUCUACUAUAUUUUAUUAUGAGUUUUAUUUGUUUUAGACAUGUCGUCUUCAACAACAGAUGAUUGAAUUACGUUUAGAUGCUUUUUUAUUAGCUCCUAUUCAACGUAUUUGUCAAUAUCCUCUACAAUUGAAUGAGUUAUUAAAAUAUACAUCAUCAGAUCACAGUGACUAUGAAAAUGUUAAACAAGCAUUAAAUGCCAUGAGAGAUGUAGCCGUAUUUAUUAAUGAGAGAAAACGUCGAAUGGAAUAUAUUGAAGUGAUUCAUAAAUGGCAGUUUACUGUUCAAAGAUGGAUGGGUAAAAAUCUUCUUGAAACAAGUACACAAGGUCUUGGACGAGCAGAUACCUAUCAUAUUGUUAAUGGAAAAAAAGAACAAGUAACAUUGUUCUUAUUUGAUCAUGUACUAAUAUUAUGUAAAAAGGACAAAAAAAAUUCACUGGUCUAUUAUGGUCGUGCUGAUUUAGAUAAUUGUGAAAUUGAAAAUCUUGAUGGCAAAGAAAAUGACAAUUUAUUGAAUAAUUUAUAUACAUGGCGUCUACAUGAUCAUACACAGUUGAAAACAUUUUUAUUUUCUCAUAAAACACAAUUGGAUAAAAUACAGAUGUUAGACGCAUUUGUUUAUGAACGAGCACUAGUUCAAGAAAAUCUUUCCAAAGAUCGUUCAAUAUCGGCCAUAUUAAAAACAUCUUCAACAAUAAAUAAUAGUCUUCUAAAUUCAAGUAUUUAUUCAUCUGGCAGUCAUUCAACAUCAACUACUAACACAACAACGAAUCAACAUCGUUUUAUUAUUACACGUAAAUCAUCUUUACCAAGAUUUAUUCGUCCUAAAGAAAUUGAACAGCAGCCUAAUUCUGAUGAUAGUAUACGUUUAAAAUCACGUUUCCGUUUCUGGUGA